UGUCCUGUCCCAGAGGGAGCGCCCAGCAGGAGUAAGUCAGUGUCGUCCACAGACAGUCAGCCCCCCGAAGAGCGCCAGGGGCCCUCAGGUGGCUACGCCUCCUCGCAGGGAGGAGCUGAGGCCAAGAGACGACGCUGUGACGACAAAGAGGCCCUCCCACCGCACUCUUACGACAGCGAUGGAGAUAAAAGUGAGGACAAUCUGGUGGUGGACGUAUCCAAUGAGGAGCCAAACUCUCCGGCAGGAAGCCCGCCUCAUGGGAACGGUUUGGACCGCACUCCUGCCUUAAGGAAGGAGGCCCCGGGCUCUUCAGGCCCAGCAGAGGCGCCCUCCACCCCAAACCCCUGUAGCCCCGCCCCAGGGAAGGCCAAAGAUCCCACACAGAUGGAUAAGUCCCAGUCGCCAUUGUCCAAGUCCAGCACUCCGUCCCCGUCCCAGCGUGAGGCUCUUACCCCGGGAGCUCCUGGAGCACCUGGUCCCAGCACUUCCUGCCUUCGUCUGGUCAGCAAAGCGGCGUCUGCGGCGGACCCGCUUGCGCUCCGCAGCCCCAUGUCUGUGCCCCCCGCUUCCUUCCCGGCUCAUUUUGGGGUGGUGUCCCACGCAGGACUGAAUGGCGAGCUGGCCAGCCCAGGAGGCUUCGGCGGGGCUCUGACUCUCUCGCCCCAGAUCAGUGCAGCGGCCAGCGCCUACUCCCGCAGCCCCCUGGUGGCUUAUGACUCUCGACCUCACCUGAGGGCCUCAGGCCUGUCGUCCUCUCUGCCGGGUUCAUCUGCUGGCAAACCGGCCUACUCCUUCCACGUGAGCGCAGACGGGCAGAUGCAGCCGGUGCCCUUCCCCCCCGACGCCCUGCUGGGCCCGGGCAUCCCUCGCCACGCCCGGCAGAUCCACAGCCUGAGCCACGGCGAGGUGGUGUGCGCCGUCACCAUCAGCGCCUCCACGCGCCACGUCUACACGGGAGGCAAAGGCUGCGUCAAGGUGUGGGACAUCAGCCAGCCCGGCACCAAGAGUCCCAUGGCCCAGCUCGACUGUCUGAACCGAGACAACUACAUCCGCUCCUGCAAGAUCCUCCCAGACGGGCGCACCUUGAUAGUGGGGGGCGAGGCCAGCACGCUGUCCAUCUGGGAUCUGGCCACGCCCACCCCUCGCAUCAAGGCGGAGCUGACGUCGUCGGCCCCGGCCUGCUACGCCCUGGCCAUCUCGCCCGACAACAAGGUGUGCUUCUCCUGCUGCAGCGACGGCAACAUCGUGGUCUGGGACCUGCACAACCAGACCUUGGUCAGACAGUUCCAGGGCCACACGGACGGAGCCAGCUGCAUCGACAUCUCCAACGACGGCACCAAGCUGUGGACGGGAGGACUGGACAACACGGUGCGCUGCUGGGACCUCCGGGAGGGACGGCAGCUGCAGCAGCAUGACUUCACCUCCCAGAUCUUCUCUCUGGGUUAUUGUCCCACUGGAGAGUGGCUGGCUGUGGGGAUGGAGAGCAGCAACGUGGAAGUCCUGCACGUGUCCAAGCCUGACAAGUACCAGCUGCACCUUCACGAGAGCUGUGUUCUCUCACUCAAGUUUGCAUACUGCGGCAAGUGGUUCGUGAGCACAGGAAAAGACAACCUGUUGAACGCCUGGAGGACCCCCUACGGAGCCAGUAUUUUUCAGUCCAAGGAGUCGUCGUCGGUGCUGAGCUGUGACGUGUCCCCUGACGACAAGUACAUCGUGACGGGCUCCGGGGACAAGAAGGCGACGGUGUACGAGGUGGUGUACUGAGGGAAGGGUGGAGACUCUUUUCUUUUGCUUUGUUUAACUUUGGAAGACAGGAGGAGGAGGCAACUGGUCGCCUUGACAACCGCAUCCUCUCGACCCCGCACACCUUUUUCACUUGUUGUAAAGACUGCAGCGUGAAGAUGGCGGAGGAAUGUGUGUGUGUGUGUGUGUGUGUGUGUGUGGACACAAUCUAAAGGGGUGGGGGGUAUUUAGGGAUGUCCCCCCCCCACACACACACACGCGCAGGAGGUGUCGAGGGAACGGCAGCCAGCAGCACUGAGAGCACACAAUCCAUUCAUUAGGCAGACAGAGGAGGCUUUAAUGAGGAUGAUGUCACCAGCCGCGGGGGGCACACGCCAAGGUGCGCGCCAUCACACACACACACACACACACACACACUUCCCCGGAGGUCAUUGAGAGAAAACACACACUAAUUAAAUAGUGAGUACAGCAUCCUUACUUAAUAUCUGUUUUGUUUUUGUGCUGACAAAGGCGACGUCUAAUGAGCUGACACACACACACACACACACACACACACACACACACACACACACACACAAAACAUCACGUGUGUAAUGCGAGAUGACCCCCCCCAUCAUGUUAUACAACAUGUGUGUAAUGCCUGCUGGUGUGAUCAUAUUAGUUUGAUAUUAUUUUCUAUUGAUUGUACAUCCGGACUUUGACAUGUGGUACGUUUGUGUCUCCUGUUUUGUAACGACUGCCUCUGUAAUUAUUCAAGGUCAUGGAAGGUCGAGCUAACAUCUCACCUGCUUUGUGGUGUCCAGGAAAACAUUAAUAAAAUACUAUUGGGUGUCCAGUGUAA
Molecule: messenger RNA, 2584 nt
Organism: Nerophis lumbriciformis (worm pipefish)
Lineage: Eukaryota; Metazoa; Chordata; Actinopteri; Syngnathiformes; Syngnathidae
Source: RefSeq, a predicted model, not a curated record